AUGGAAAAAUCUGAUAAAGAUUUGGGAAGAGUUUGGUUUAGAGAAAAUGAUUUUGAACGAAUUGGCAUUUUACAUUACAAUAAUCGUCAAGAUUUAAACUUGAUUAUUGAUCAAUCAAUUGAUCAUCAUGAAAUUGUAAUGGAAUUUCAAAUUUUCAGUGAACAAUUCAAAUAUGAAAUGGAGAUUUACACUCAAUCUAUUCAGAAUAAUCAAAUUUUCCAUAAUUUAUUUGUAAAAUACGAUCAAUCCAUUGUAAGAUUUUGUAAACAAGUUUUAAAAGAUUAUGAAAAUCAACAAGAAUUUGCACAAGUUUUAUCAUUUUUGCAAAGAUUGGCAAAAGAUUUGAGAAUUAAGGAAAAGAGAAGUAGAGUUGCAAAUGGAAUUAUGAAUUUUUGGGUAGAAAGAGUUGUCAAUCUUUCAAAUGUCACUAAUCUUUCAGCUUGUAAUAAUUCCAAGAAUUCUCAUGGAUCUUUCUAUGCAGAAAGUGGUAAGAAUGGAGAAUGGAAUUACAAUUUUUCAGGAAAUGGAUGGAAUGGUGGAAUUACCGUAAUGGGAACUGAUUCGUCCAAUGGAAAGAAAGUUUCAUUCGAAACUGAGAAAUUAUCAAUCUUUCCAGAAGAUUUGGAACCUGGAAGAAUCUACGAGGAGAAAUUAUUUAUCGAUCGUUUAGCUCAUGUCGAGUUUCGUUUCCAAUAUAUACCUGAGACGAAACAACUUGGAAUGCAAGAAUUGCCAAAAAGGACGAAAGUGGAAUGGCCUAAAGGAGAAUCAACUGACUUGAAUGGAAGAAAUGUGUUUAGUAUUGGAAAGUUUCUGAAAUUACAUUUGCUAUCUUCAUUUGUUGAGAAGAAAACUAGAAUUGAAAGCAUGUUAAUUGGAGAAUACGAAACUAUUCGAUUUAUAUUGAAUGCAAAAUGCGAUUUGGACGAUUCUUCUGAUUUUAUGAAAGAAAUUGCAGAAAAGAAACCAAUUUCUACCACUGAAAUUACGAAUCUACUUUCGAAUACAACUUUCGACAAGAUUAUUCUUGUGGAGGGAAGAAUUUUUGCAAGUAUUUUCGCAUGGAAACAAAAUGUCAAGAUUGUACUGACUUGUUUGUUUGCUGAGGCGACACCUUUCGAAAUUGCCAAAUCUUUUCUAUUAGAUACUUUACAAAACGCUGAAAUAGUAACUUUCGAAUAA
This is a messenger RNA of Naegleria gruberi, 1182 nucleotides long. RefSeq lists its product as uncharacterized. Bases 1 to 1182 code for a protein of 393 amino acids. The record is from RefSeq and is a predicted model, not a curated record. Lineage: Eukaryota; Heterolobosea; Eutetramitea; Acrasida; Naegleriidae. The transcript has a single exon.